UUUGUUCUGACUCAAAUGGGUGAUGAAAAGGACUCUUGGAAAGUGAAAACUUUAGAUGAAAUUCUUCGAAAAAAACGAAGGAAGGAGCAAGAAGAGAAGGCAGAGAUAAAACGCAUUAAAAAUUCUGAUGAUCGGGAUUCAAAGCGGGAUUCCCUUGAAGAGGGGGAGCUGAGAGAUCACCGUAUGGAGAUAACAAUCAGGAAUUCACCUUACAGGAGAGAAGAUUCUAUGGAAGAUAGAGGAGAGGAGGAUGAUUCCUUGGCUAUCAAACCACCACAGCAAAUGUCACGGAAGGAAAAAGCACAUCACAGGAAAGAUGAGAAGAGGAAAGAAAAACGUAGACAUCGUAGUCAUUCAGCAGAAGGAGGGAAGCAUGCCAGGGUAAAAGAGAAGGAACGUGAGCAUGAACGUAGGAAAAGACAUCGAGAAGAGCAGGAUAAGGCUCGACGUGAAUGGGAAAGGCAGAAGAGGAGGGAAAUGGCUAGGGAGCAUUCCAGGAGGGAGAGGGAUCGUCUAGAGCAGCUUGAGCGAAAACGAGAACGGGAGAGAAAAAUGCGAGAGCAACAAAAAGAGCAAAGGGAACUAAAAGAACGGGAAAGGCGAGCUGAAGAAAGGCGCAAGGAACGGGAGGCCAGACGAGAAGUUUCUGCACAUCAUAGAACAGUGAGGGAAGAUUAUGGAGACAAAGUAAAAAUAAGAACCUGGAGUCGCAGCCCAUUACGACAGCAAAGAGAGAAGCUUGAGCAAGGAGAUGGCAGGAAGCCAGUAAAAGAGGAGAAAACAGAAGAAAGAGACCUGCUUUCAGAUUUGCAAGACAUCAGUGACAGUGAGAGAAAAACUAGCUCAGCAGAGUCUUCGUCAGGAGAAUCUGGAUCUGGUUCAGAGGAAGAGGAGGAGGAAUCUAGCAGUGGAGAAUCAGAAGAGGAGGAGGAGGAGGAAGAGGAAGAAGAGGAGGAGGAGGAGGAAGAGGAGGAGGAGGAGGAGACAGGAAGCAAUUCUGAGGAAGUGUCUGAACAGUCAGCUGAAGAGGUGAGUGAAGAAGAAAUGAGUGAAGAAGAAGAGCGAGAGAAUGGAAAUCACAUUCCAAUUGUUACAGAGUCAAGGUUUGAUCGAGAUUCAGCAGGAAGUGAAGGAGAAGAGGAGGAAGUGGGGGAGGGGACCCCACAUUCCAAUGCAAUGACAGAAGGAGAUUAUGUUCCUGAUUCUCCAGCUUCAUCACCCAUUGAGUUGAAACAAGAGCUACCCAAGUACCUUCCUGCACUGCAGGGAUGUCGUAGCGUGGAGGAAUUUCAGUGUUUGAACAGGAUUGAAGAAGGAACAUAUGGUGUAGUGUACAGGGCAAAAGACAAAAAAACUGAUGAAAUUGUGGCUCUGAAGCGACUGAAAAUGGAAAAGGAAAAAGAAGGCUUUCCCAUUACCUCUCUAAGAGAAAUAAACACCAUUCUGAAAGCACAGCACCCAAAUAUAGUCACUGUUAGAGAAAUUGUUGUGGGCAGUAAUAUGGAUAAAAUCUAUAUCGUAAUGAAUUAUGUAGAACAUGACCUCAAGAGUCUGAUGGAAACCAUGAAACAGCCAUUUUUACCAGGUGAAGUGAAAACUUUGAUGAUUCAGUUAUUACGUGGAGUCAAGCACCUUCAUGACAACUGGAUACUUCAUCGGGACUUGAAGACCUCCAACCUGCUACUGAGUCAUAAAGGCAUUUUAAAAGUUGGAGAUUUUGGACUGGCCCGAGAGUAUGGGUCACCUCUGAAGCCUUAUACACCUGUAGUUGUGACACUAUGGUACAGGGCACCAGAGCUGUUACUUGGCGCCAAGGAAUACUCCACUGCAAUAGACAUGUGGUCAGUAGGUUGUAUAUUUGGAGAACUGUUAACUCAGAAACCGCUGUUUCCAGGAAAAUCAGAAAUUGACCAGAUUAACAAAGUUUUUAAGGACCUGGGUACCCCCAGUGAGAAAAUCUGGCCUGGCUACAAUGAGUUGCCUGCUGUAAAGAAGAUGACAUUCACAGAGUAUCCCUAUAACAACUUGCGCAAGAGGUUUGGGGCACUCCUUUCUGAUCCAGGUUUUGAUCUCAUGAACAAGUUCUUGACAUACUAUCCAGGCAGACGAAUCACUGCUGAAGAUGGUUUGAAGCAUGAGUAUUUCCGAGAGACUCCCCUUCCUAUUGACCCAUCCAUGUUUCCAACCUGGCCAGCAAAAAGUGAACAACAAAGAGUUAAGCGCGGCACAAGCCCACGACCUCCAGAGGGAGGACUUGGGUAUAGUCAAUUGGGUGAUGAUGAUCUGAAAGAUACAGGUUUUCACCUGACUACCACAAAUCAAGGAGCAUCAGCAGCAGGACCUGGCUUCAGCCUCAAGUUUUAAACUUAAUAUGAGGAGGGAAAAAAGACAGAGCUUUGACUUCAACCAUGCUGUUGAUGAAUGGAUUUCAAAGCGCUCCAGUUUUGUUCUUCGCAUCAGGAAGACUGUGUUUUACACAGAAAUAGCCAGAUGUCAUCUUGCUGGGUGUGGAAUAUAACUGCUGCAUUUCAUUCAGGGGACUGGAAUGAAUUAAUCCGAAAAGCCAAGGAUCAUUACAAAAAUUCAAAAAGGAAAACUUGAAGUACAAUCUUGGAACUGUUUUUUUUUUUACUUUUUAAUUUUUUUGCUUGUAAAUUUGUAGAAUUAAAAUCCAUUUUUAAUUGUUUAACAGUGUGAAGGAUUUCAUUUUCUUCACCUGCACCAGACUUGGAUGGUGGUGGCACUAAAUCUUCUAGAGAGGAAACGUAGAGAGAUUUUUCUCUCUCCUUCAUCCCCGUUUGUGCUUAUACAAAGUGAAGCAUAUUGUCAGCACAGGCCCUACAUAUACAUUUCGGGUCUAACUGGCCAGGUGUUUUCCCUCUUAAAGCUGGGCCUUUAAGAUGGAUCUUUUCUUGUCUCUGUCUGGGUAGAUGGAAGUUCACUUUAACCCCACAGCACUCGAAAGGUGACAUUUCUGCCUUCAGGAACGAUCUUGGUUUUCGUCCUGAGUGGAGGAGGAGUUGGCGCUACAGUUGGAAAAGGGAAUUCUGUCCACCAGAAGAAGGGGAGAAAAAAAAUACUUAAGUCAGUUUAUCCCAUUGCAAAGCAUUGCUGAAGAUAACUAUUUCUGAGGAACCACACUGCCUUUUAUAUUUCCUUUUCUGUAUAGUAGUUCUUCAAAGCUUCCUCCUAAAUAAGCAAGUAUUGGAAAGACAUUACUUUAUCAAUUUCUAUAUGCAAAUAACAUCCUCUCAGUGCAUUUACAUGGCACAAGAUGACAUUGGCGGGCUUCUUUCUAUCAGCACAGCCUUGCCAACACUUGUGAUUUUAGUGCAAGUCUCAUGAUAUUUGCUGAUUUUGGGGGGAGAGGGGGGAAGGGCAGGGGAGAAGAGGAAGAUUUAAAAUCCUAGGUCCAUACAAGAAUCUUUGCAGGGAAACAGUUUACAUAAAAUAUACUCAGUCAUGGAAAUGCUGUUCUAAGACACGGUUGUUAUUAGUCUGAAUGGAAUUACACAACCCAAGUGCCCUCUUUCCUUUAGUCGAGGCUCACAAAUAUGUUCCUACUGCAUUGUAGCAGGCACGAUUGACACCUAAUAUGCAAUUCCAGCACUAACUCCAAUGAUCCUGUGCUAUCCCCUUGGCUUGCAUUCUUCAAAGCCAGGGUGUAGUAACUGUGCAAUUAAUGACAUGCUUUUUCCUCUCCGAUAAGAUGGGGGAAUAGACUGAAAUUUGUUUAACAAAGCAACUACCAGGUUUCAGAUUUCCAAAGGGAUGGGUUAGAUAUAGAGGGACAAGUGCAGAGCUGAUGCAGACAGUGCAAGUUAGACCAACCAGCUUUAGCUCACAACUUUCCCACCUCCUGCCACUUUGUCAUGUACGUUAUGCCACCCAAUACCUCGCCUCUGAAUUUUGCCCUCAGGAGGAUCUGAUAGGGGAGGGAAGCAGCACAAGGCACAUGAAACAAUUCUUAUGUAUUCACAGACUCUCAAGGCAUUGGAAUGUUAGAUCAGAGAGGAGGAACACUGACCAGGACGGCAGACUUCCAUACUCUAGAAAACAUGCUCUGGUGUCUUAAUGUCCACAUCCUGUGGCUGAAAUGCAAUAGGCAAAGCAGGAGUGUUAGGGGCAUCACUCAUUGCUGAAUUCUUUGGUCUGGAAGAAUCUUGUCAUUUGUCACUAACAUUCAGAUAGCUCACACAAUUUAACAUUGUCCUAUCAACUCUUAUGACCCUUAACCCUGGAAGAGGAGCUGAUACCGUAGCAGAAAUCACAGCUGGACGGACAGUGCUUUUUCAUCAACUUCCUACGAGUCUCACAGAAACCCUUCCGAGCCCAUGAUGGACAUACGAAUAGUCUGUCUGUGCAGCCUGAAAUGAAAGGAGACGAAGUAUUAAAGAGACAAGUGCCAGUUCUGAAUGUGAUGUGCAAUAAAAUGACAUGGGAUCA
Chrysemys picta bellii (western painted turtle) is the source of this 4446-nucleotide messenger RNA. RefSeq names its product cyclin-dependent kinase 11B. Gene Ontology annotation, molecular function: ATP binding; protein serine/threonine kinase activity. Gene Ontology annotation, cellular component: nucleus. Gene Ontology annotation, biological process: protein phosphorylation; regulation of mitotic cell cycle. The record is from RefSeq and is a predicted model, not a curated record. NCBI's taxonomy places the organism in Eukaryota, Metazoa, Chordata, Testudines, Emydidae.